UAUUAUCAAGAAAUUCUCAAAAUGAUUGGAAAUAACAAUGGUGGAUUAGAAAAAUUGAAAGAGAAUUGGCGUAAUUACUGCUACAUUGACAAAGAAAAUAUUGAAUUUGAAAGGCCCGAGGAAUGGGCAGUUAACUAUAAAAAUGAAAUUGGUUUACAAAAUGAUGGUUUUCGUUUGGCAUAUUUGGGAGAAGAUAAUGAUGAAUUAAUGUCAGCAAUUAAUGAUAAAGAAAGUGGAUUAACAACAAAACAAAAGGAGGAAAUAUUUAAAGAAAUAUCGAACAAUUUUUACCUUCACAAAGUCACUUUCUUAGAAGCCCACAAAAUGUUUAAUUUAUUUAAAUUUACAACAAAAACAACAUCAGAAACACAAAACGAAUUAGCUGUUCAACAAACUAAUUCUGAAAUUCAACUUGAAUAUUUACAACAACCAACAGAAACAUCAUCACAAAAACAAAAAGAGACAUAUUAUGGAAUUAAAUUCGAAAUGAAAAAGAUAAAAGCAAUUUUCGAAAAUCAAGGAGAAAAUAAAAAAGUAAAUGAAAAUGAAGAAGACGGAGAUGAAAAAGCUUUAAACGCUCUGAAUAGACAAUUAACUGAUUUGAAGAGUGUCAAUUCAAAGUACUUCCAACAAUUUGAAGGAAAUAUUAAAUUAAAAACAGAUUGGCAAAAAUGUUUAAAUUUUGUUAUACUUUUGAAAAUAGUUGUAAAAAAUCAUUUGAAAAUGAAAAAGAAAAUUUUUGAAAAAUUCGAAAAGGAAUGUAAAUUAAAUAAAUUAAAUGUCGAAAAAGAGAACAAAAAAAUUAAAAAAUUAUAUGAAUUAGUAGUUAAAGAGAAGAAUGAAGAGAAGAAUCCCGAAAAAUUAAAAAAUAAUUUAAACAAAUUAUUUAAAGAAUUAAAGAAAAUUAUUGGUCAAAUUGACAAUAAAAAUAAAUUAAUGGAGUAUUUUGAAGAAUUGAAAAGUAUUGAAAAAAAAUCUGAAGAUAAGGGACGUCGAGUUGAAAUUAUUGAAAAAAUGAAUAGUUUAGUGGCUGGUAAACAUAUUGAAGAAUUUGAUGAACGAUUGGAAAAUAAAUAUAAAUUUUUGUUGGAAAAUUGGAAAAAAUUAUUUUUUGGAGAAGAAAAGGAAAAAAAUAUUUUUUAUAAACAAAUAUUGCCUGAAAUUAAAGGAAUUGAAAAUUAUUUUAUAGAUUCUGGUGAUCUAUUUGUUGGAUAUUGUUUAACUAAAAGAAUUGAAAAUUCAUUCAAUAAAGAUGGAACUGUGAAAUUUUCUGAAUUUUUGAGUAAUGGGGUUGGACAGGAAUAUGGAUUGGAAUUGAAUGAAGUUUUGGGGCAGAAACGUAUUGAUAUUGGGUAA
Meloidogyne enterolobii is the source of this 1356-nucleotide messenger RNA. The record is from the annotation of a GenBank genome assembly. NCBI's taxonomy places the organism in Eukaryota, Metazoa, Nematoda, Chromadorea, Rhabditida, Meloidogynidae.